CUGUCGGUGAACCCCGUUUGGUUUGGCGUCUAGAGCAGGCUAUGCGACUACAGUGACGGUCUUGCUGAAGGAAGGGGCCGAGCUAAAUAUUCGCGAAAAUCUCGGUAGAACUUCGUUACACUACGCUUCUAUGCGAGGGCAUACAUCUGUCAUCCGUGCCCUUUUGCGGGGCGUUCAGUUCAAAGAUGUUAUUGACGCCCGAGAUGAAGACGACAAGUCUCCUCUGGACCUUGCACUUCAUUGUCAUCAGGGGACUGCGGUGGCUCUUCUCAUCUUCAAUGGUGCCAAGGACCGGGACAACCGCGGUAAGAAAUCACUCGAAUCAUCAUUGAAGUACGGAUCGCCAGAAGUCAUAAGAACAAUUUGAAACACGAGAAAAGGAUUCGAUUCCAAUGAGGGAAAGGAGCGGCGUACGCUAUUGUACUGGAUGAUUUGGAGAGACUCACGGAGAGCGUUGAGUUCACUAUCGGACGGAGGCGCAGAUUUACACACGACGGACAUGGAUGGUAAUACACCGCUACACUAUGUAGCGAUGAAAGGUUGCCGGGAGUUAGUCACUCUGUUGCUUAGCAGGGAAUCCAAGGUUGAUACUCCGGGACAGAACGGUUGGACAGCGCUGCAUCUUGCAGCCAGCGGGGGACACGAUACUAUCGUCAGUCUACUCCUCAAUAACGGUGCAAAAAUGGACGACAGCGUGGAUAAUGGCUAUAUAAUCUCAAAUAUAAUAUACCAAGCAGCGCACCGGGGAGACGACGCCAUUUUCCGGCUGUUACUCGAUAAGGGUACCCUGAUACCGGCCAUAUGGGAUAUUCGGGAGACAGCGCUGUUUCUAGCAGCUAGCAGAGGGGACACCAACGACACCAGCAAGCAUCUCGACUGUGGGGCCGAUAUCGAAGCCAAGACCAAGUUUGGAGCGACUGCCCUCCACAUAGCAGCCAGCGCGGGACAUGAUCGCACAGUUCAUCUACUCCUUAGCAGAGGUGCUUAUGAUGGGAUAGCUUUGUAUUUGGCGGCCGAGAAGGGUCACGAGGCCACCGUUAGGGUGCUCCUGGAUAGAGGCACUAGCUGAAUUGCCUGGAGCAACUUGCACUCAGAGAAGGCCUUGCAUUUGGCGGCCAAGGCGGGCCAUGAGGCUACAGUCAGGCUGCUUCUGGAUAGGGGUGCCAG
Messenger RNA from Tricharina praecox, 1167 nucleotides. RefSeq names its product ankyrin repeat-containing domain protein. Gene Ontology annotation, molecular function: protein binding. NCBI's taxonomy places the organism in Eukaryota, Fungi, Ascomycota, Pezizomycetes, Pezizales, Pyronemataceae. The record is from RefSeq and is a predicted model, not a curated record. Bases 428 to 1069 code for a protein of 213 amino acids. The transcript is spliced from 2 exons.